AUGGUAAAGAAUUUAUAAUUUUACGACGUCUUUUACAGGCCAUUGAGGACACGGGAAACCCUCCUGCAUCUGCAUCAUGCUCAACAGAUAGUGAGUCGGAAUAUUCGGAAAUUCGGCGGCGAAUCGUUGUGGCAAGUUGAUUAAUUCAAUGAAUAAUAGUUACGUUUGUUUUUAGAACAAAGAUGAGGAUUGUAAGAAGUUGGGAAUCGAUCCACCAUUAUUCAUUUGUGCUCCAAUGGUGCGUUACUCAAAGUAAGUUAGAACAACAACAAUAUUGUUACAAUUUACAAAGCUAUUGCUUUUUUUUGCAGGCUACACUUUCGGAGGUUGGUUUCGCUAUAUGGAUGUGAGUUGGCAUAUACCCCGAUGAUUUAUGCUCAUUGUUUUGUGGCCUCAGAGAAAUGUCGAGCCAACGAAUUCACGACAGACGAAGGGGACUGGCCUAUUGUCCAAUUCGCGGCCAAUAAACCUGAAGACUUCGCCAGGGCGGCCGAGUUAGUGUACGGGUAUGUUUUCAGUCUGUAUCCUACCUUCAUGUUUAGAGAUGUAAAAGGAAUUGACCUGAAUUGUGGAUGUCCAAAAAGUGAUGUUCGAAGUGAAGGGUUUGGUUCAAAGAUGUUAGAAAACCCGGAAUUAAUAUCGGAUAUAGUUAAACAGACGAGAAACAGAAUAUCUGACCCUGACUUCACCAUCUCAGUAAAAAUACGCAUUCGUCAUCCAUUAAGUGAAACUGUGGAUAUGUGUAGAAAAGUGAGGAUCAAUGAUAUUGGAUACUGAAAUUUUUAGUUUGAGUCAGCUGGGGUUUCCCAUAUAGCAGUACACGGAAGAACAGUUUCGCAACGUGCAGAAAGUCCGGAUUUUGAAGCUAUCGGUCACGUAAAGGCAUCUGUUCAAGUUCCCGUUUACGCGAAUGGAGGAUGCACAAGUUAUCGACAAGCUCUGGAGAUAGCGUCGAUAACUGGCGCUGAUGGUUUGUUUCUAUUAUCGUUAAUUUAUUCUUUGUUUAGGUAUAAUGGUAGGAGAGGGACUUCUCUCGAAUCCGGCAUUAUUUGGAGGCCAUCAAAAAACACCAGUCGAUUGUAUCAAGGAUUGGGUGAGAUUAUAUGUUUUUAUUCAUGAUUAAUUUAGUUUUCGAUCGCAACGGAUAUGGAUGUUCACUACACAUUAUUGCACAGACAUACUGCCUUCAUGUCUAAUUCGUUGUUCACGAAAAGCCAAAGAAUGGAACUUCAGAAGCAAAAUUCGGUCACAGACGUCAUCAACUUUGUUAGAGAACAACUCUCGGGGUUCUAG
Molecule: messenger RNA, 1293 nt
Organism: Bursaphelenchus xylophilus (pine wood nematode)
Lineage: Eukaryota; Metazoa; Nematoda; Chromadorea; Rhabditida; Aphelenchoididae
Source: the annotation of a GenBank genome assembly